GGAUAACUGCGAGAGCAAUGUCAGCCUCCAAGAUCAGCCAACUCCCCAUCAUCAAUAUUGCACCAUUCCUCAACGACAAUCCGAAUGACGAACCUCAACGACUGGCAGCUUCCCAAGCACUCCACCGCGCCUGCGUAGAAUUUGGGUUCUUCUAUCUCAACCUUGAAGCGUUCAUCGAUCCCAAAGAACCGGAAGAACUCACGCGAUUGGGGAGAGAGUUCUUUGGGCUGCCGCAAGAGGAGAAGGACAAACUCGCUUUGAGGAACCAGGAUUAUGCAAGAGGUUACCAGCGCCUAAAGGAGAACGUUACGAACGGCAAAGCCGAUAACCACGAAGGGCUCGAUUUCUAUAAACCUGUCGCGAACCCCGACAAGGCGAAACCGCUUUGGGGAGAGAACCAAUGGCCAACAAACGAGAUGGUCGUGGGGUUUAGAGAGAAAUACGAAAUAUGGGUGAACAAGAUGAAGAAGCUGGGAACGAUCGUUAUGAGAGCUAUGGCCGUCGGCCUGGGAAUGGACGAAGACGAACAAGAAGAUUUGCUAAAGAAGGUUGAUGAUAGCUUCUGGGUGAUGAGAGUUAUAGGGUAUCCCCCAUUGCCCAAUGACCACGAUGGAUUCUCCUGUGGGGCACACAAGAUAUCAGCGCUAACGACAACCACCAGAGACUACGGCUGCCUAACAUUCCUACACGCCGACCCAACACCCUCUGCUCUUCAAGUCUUCCUGCGUAGACCGGGAGCAAAGGAAACAGACGAACAAGGACUUCCCCGCGAGCAGGGCGAAGAAGAAGGCGUGUGGAUCAAUGCGGACCCGAUUCCAGGUUGCGUUGUGUGCAACAUCGGUGAAAGACAUGGGUUGACCGGGUCGAACUGCAUAGUGUGGGAGACGUGGACGGAUGGGUUAUACAAGUCGACUUUACACAGGGUUGUGCACCGAGGCUCAAACUAUCGGAUCCCGUUUUUCUUUGAGCCAAACUUUGACGCGCUGGUCGAGCCUCUGCCAGCAGCUCUCCGCGCGAAAGCAAAAGAGACGGGCGUCAAGUUGGAGGAUAUCCGGCCAGAGAAAGAACCGAUUGUAUACGGGGAGUUUUUGAUGAAGAAAGUGGGCAAUAACUUUGCUGUCGAGGGUAGAGAUCGAUACUAG
Molecule: messenger RNA, 1142 nt
Organism: Coprinopsis cinerea okayama7#130
Lineage: Eukaryota; Fungi; Basidiomycota; Agaricomycetes; Agaricales; Psathyrellaceae
Exons: 8
Coding region: 18-1142 (374 amino acids)
Molecular function (GO): dioxygenase activity
Source: RefSeq, a predicted model, not a curated record